UAAUUGUGGCUUCCUCUAAUCUAGAUCAAGCAUUAUCAAGCAUUUACCUCUUUGGGCUCAGUAGUUCAGAGAACUCUAUACCAAAUGCAUCUAUCAUUACUUUUUUUCCAUGUGCCCUUUUUUAUUGAUAUAUAAGAUAAAGUAGCCGGUGUCUUAUAUAAAGUUCUUUCAAUUAUCAGGGUAAAUUCAAUCGAAAGAAAUUUAUUUUUCUAUAAGCUUGUUUAAUGUCCAUUAGAAACCAGAGGUAGAGAAUUUUAUCUUAAUUCUAGAAGUAUUUUGAAUGACUCAAAUAUGAUUUGAAGGCUGUUCUAUUUUAUCACUCAAAGGUUUAAAGACAAGUGCACAUAAGUAAACAUAUUUUGGGGGGGGGAUCAGAACAAGGAUGGAGCACUCUAAUCAGAAGACUAAUUUAGGAAACAUAAGAUGCAUAAACUGUUAUAAAAGAUGCAGUAGAUGCAUGAUUAGGCUUAUUAUCCAAUUAUGUUCAUCUCCCAUAAUGGAUAACAUUACUGGAGUGGAAUCUUUUCUCUCUGCUAAUAAAUAAAAUAUAACAUUUAAAAUAAAUUUAAUACAGGAUUAUCAGUAUCACUGGAAGUCUCACAGAAGGUACAUCAACUCUGUUCUGUAGCUUCAGAAUUUUACUGUAAAUAAUGUGCAGUGAAUAUAGGUUUAUGGUGUUCACAGAGGAAUUCAACCAGAAGAAUGGGUAUAGUAAUAAAAGUUGUAGUGAGCAGUUGAAGCUUGUAGAAUUUCAAGUACAGGUAGUCCUCAAUAACUCUUUUGCUAAGAGUCACAAUUGGAAAUCAUGUGCCUAACUUAAACAUUACUUCACGUUCACUCAAUAAAUGAAAUAUCAUAAGACACUUCAACAGUCAUAAAUGUGGGGAUGUGGCAAGGCACAUAUACACAUACAUACAUCCUCAUAAUUUGAAUGAUCACUAAACAUAGAAGCUGAAACAUGGGAGCCAGUAAGCAAAGACUACCUGUACAUCCUCUUAUGGUUCACAUCUUGAUGCCAACAAACUCAGGUCAGGAGUGAGAUGGGGCCAGUGAAACAGUUAAAAGAAAAGCAAUAGCAAACAAUUUAAUCAAAGUAUAAUAUGCUGUUAUAAUAUAUGUUCAAAAGACAUACAUUUCAUCUGUAUUUCCUACCUGCUUAUUAAGUUCUCUUUGCGACUUCAAAUUUGAAAGUUUUCCCUACAAAGGGGGCGGGGGAUUCUCAUCAGGCUUGCUUGGCAUUAGAAACUUAGAAAUCAAGAUCUCAAGAGGUACAAAAUGUUUCUUUGGUCAUUUUCCAAAAAAUGGAACUUUUAGAAAAUGACCAAGGAAACAUUUUGUACUACUUGCAGAUUUUGUACCACUUGAAAUCUUAAUUCCAUUUAUCUGAGAAAUGGAUGAGGAGAUAUAUAUGGGACAAAUAUUACUGGAUUACAAACAUUGCACCUGUUUGUUUCAAAUUUGGUUUGUCAAAUCAAUUAUGAUAAUCAUAACCAUAAACCAUCAUUACUAAUCCCAAUCCUUGGGUAAACACAUCAUGGUUAGUCAGGUUCAAACAAAUAAAAAAAUGUAAAGGGAAAAAGGUGCUCUGGAACCUGCUGUGAUGCCCAAUUGCAGUUAAAAGUUGCAGGGGUUUGCCAACAAGAGCUACAUGUGCAUCCAAUCUUCACUUCAGACAUCUUUCUCCCUUUGACUAUGUCCAAUUUGCCAGGUCGUCGUGGAAUGGGAACUGCCAAAUAGGAAAUCUCAACAAUUGCAGGCUGGAUUGAGACGCUGAAUAAAAGGGGGAGGGACCUUCGGGGUGGGAGGCUUUCUUAUUCCAUAGAUCCCCACAAGAAGCCUUUCCCUUCAGCCCCACUGAUUUCAAUCCUGUUAGGAGCAAAUGCGAGAGCUGGGGAGGAAGAGAUGAGGAAAGAUCUGUUGAGGAAACACAACUUUCCAGGAGUUCAGUGUCACAAGACAGCAGGCAGCGAGACUGGUCAGAAGGUUCCCGAGCAAGACAGAGCCCUAACCGUCUUUCCCCACACAGUCGAGCAAAGUGAAGAAACAGUCAUCAGUGGGGCGGAAUAACCGCGCUGGAAGCCUGUUGGAAAAGCUGCUCUAAAGUUGGCGAAGAGACAAGAGGAGCCGCAGCGCCCAGACGGUGCCGGAGCGAGAUGGGCCCCAGAGGCGGGCGGUGCUCAACGAGAUGCCUCACUCAAAGCAAAGAAGCAGCGGCGGAACACGGGGGAGCGUUUCGCUCGAGCUUUUGCAUCUUCUUCUUCGUCAGGCGGCCAAGGCUGCGCGCGGAGGUUUGGCCAACGGGAACGUUUCCCGUCAAACGUUCCCCGAGUGGAUUAUAGUUCCAUUCUGGUGGGCUGCGCGUGGCGGGAAACGGCCACGGCUAAGUGGAAGUCGCCCUCCGGGUGCGUCGCCGAGGGCGAAGUGAAUGAGGAGGGCGGGAGUUCAAAGGCUCGGAAGGCGAAAUUUUCCUCGGCGUUUCCCUCAGAGAGACGGCUGGAGUUCAAGGGGCGAGACAGAGAAAGAGCCCGAGAAACAACUGCUGCGUCGCGGCUGAGCGACCGGCGACCUCUGCUCGGCGUGGGCAUGACGGCUUAGGAGGAGGAAAGUAAGGCUGGGCUCGGAAGAGAGACGCCCGUUUCGGUCCCGCCACAGUGGCUCCCCGCGCGGCACCGUAGGCCGCUCUCUCUUCUGCCCCCCGAAAUGCAUAUAAAUCUCGCGGGCCUUUUCGCUAUUUUCUCUUGCAGGCUCUGGGCACGUGUCUGUGUCGAGAUGGCAUCCAAUUAAAGGAAGGCGCGUUAAGGCGAGGUCUGCGUUUCUCGGACAAAGGUCAGCUUGCGUCGGGGUUGGGCUGCUUAGACAAAAGACCGGAGAGCCGCUUUCUUCUACCGGGAGCAACGUUUUUGGGGGUAGAGUUGCUGGGAAGUUCUGUCGAACGGGUGCUGCGGAAACCGCCCUUUUCGGAUUGCCCAUUGCACGAAGCCCGAUGAACGGAUGUGGCGCUCCGGUUUGAGCUGGGGGAAGUUAACUAAAUUCAGUUGCAGUUUCUCCAAAUGACAUGGUGAGAACUGAAUGAUUGCAGAUUCACUAGCUUCUAAUACAUUCUUUCCAAAGUGCCUGUUGUCAUGAGGUGUUCCCUGAAACGAUCACUUGCAACAGCCUUUUCUCUCUGUGUGUUCCUACUCAUCAUGUAUCUGGCUUCUUGGCACCAUGAAGAUCUUGUGAUGAAUGAUGUUCAGAAGUGGGCUCAAACAGUGGGUCUGCACCCUAUUGCAACUGACUGGACCGUUUCUAGCCUCCGAAUGUUUAUCAAUGCCACCAACACACUGAAUAUCUCUUAUGACUACCUUGUUGGGUCGCCUCCACUCCAGAAAAAGUUUCUGACAUUAGGACUCUGUUCUGUCAAGCGGAUGAGACAGGACUAUCUCCUGAAUACCCUGACAUCCAUCUUUGAACAAUCUUCUGAAGAAGAGAUGAAGGAAAUGGUGGUAGUGGUACAUUUAACAGAUCCAGAUCAUAAGUGGAAUUCUCAAAUGGCAUUGGAAAUUGCCAGAAGUUUUCCUAAUCAGCUCCAUCAGAGAAACCUAGUGGUUAUCCACACACGUCUUGAGUAUUACCCUCCCUUGGAAGGUCUAAAAAGGAAUUUUAAUGAUCCUGAGGAUCGGGUGCGCUUUCGAUCAAAACAGAAUGUUGAUUAUGCUUACCUCAUGAACUUUGCAUCCAACCUCUCCACCUACUACCUCAUGAUUGAGGAUGAUGUCCGUUGUACCAAACACUUCCUCACAGUAAUCAAAAGAAAUCUGGCAUCCCAGGAGGGCACCUCUUGGGUCACUCUGGAAUUUUCCAAACUUGGUUACAUUGCCAAGCUCUACCGUUCUACUGACCUCCCCCGGCUUACUCGAUUCCUCAUGCUCUUUUACCAAGAGAUGCCUUGUGAUUGGCUUUUUGUGCAUUUUCGUCUCCUGCUUACACAAAAGGAGGAAAUUCGUUUCAGGCAAUCCCUUUUCCAGCAUGUUGGUCACUAUUCCUCCUUCCAGGGCACACUAAACAAACUGGAAGAUGAAGACUUUGAAGAGGAUUUCUCUAAGAUCCCUGACAAUCCUCCAGCAGAUAUAAUAACCGAUAUUGCAACAUUUCGGAAUUCUAUCCCCAGUAAGGCUUACAGUAGUGUGAUAGGCUACUUUUGGGGUAAGGCCCCUUCUGUUGGCAACUCCUUCACGCUUAUCUUUAAAAAGGCUGCCCCCAUCUUCCGCAUCCAGAUCCAUACAGGCUCUAAGGAGUUCCCAGAAAGCUAUCUCCAUGAAGGGCUUGUAGCAUUGGGCACUAAUAAAUUGCAAACAUUACGACCAAGGUGUGCUAAUUAUAUCACCAUUGGGCACUUUACCAAAGGAAUUUUUGACAAGCAGAACCUAGAGAAUAGUAUCACCUCUGACACUGUUUGUGUGCAGAUUUUGGUAACUAACACUCAGAGUGAGUCAUUGAUCAUAAGUAACAUAAGCAUCUGGAUCAAGCCUAAAGCCUGACUUCAUUUGAAGGAUUAGGAUCUCUUGCAGUAUAAGAACAUUACUUGCAGAUAGAUCCUUUCUGGAGAGAAGACUCCAAGAUGCAGUGGAAGAAGUCAGUUCUGUGUUCUCAGUCCUAAUGAUGAUAUAUUUGUGUUCUAUUACCUUAUAACAUAAGAGGCCACUAACAAUGUUCUUCAAAAGAUGGCUACAACUGGCAUUGUCUUCUGCUUGUCAAAGACCCUCCUUUUCCAAUUGAAUGUUUCCAGGAUUAUUUUGUAUCAAUCUCUUUUCCCCCACAACAAGAGAGUUCUGUAGCUCUAUAUGAAAAAAACAGUAAGAUAGGACCCGAUCAUGGCCUGUUAGGAACCGGACUGCAUAGUGUGGUUCCUAACACAGGAACCGCAGCGAGAAGCGAGUGAAAGUGAAACUGUACUUGCAUGGGAUCUAGUUUGUUUUCUCCAUCUCCCCCCACCCCUUCUCAGUUCUUGGAAAAAUUGUCUUCCACAAAACUGGUCCCUGGUGCCAAAAAGGUUGGGGAUCACUGAGAUAGGAAGCUGAAAUAAGUUCAGCUGGUAGUAUCAUAAACAACUUUCUGUUUCUGCUAUUCAAGCUUUAAAUGAUAGUUUGGAAAGAUGAAGGUGAUGUGAUAAAAGUUCCUUGAAGCAAAAUGUAUAACUUAAGAUCUGUUAACUUCUAAAUUAAACUCAAGGAUCUGCUCUUUGGCUUCAGAAAUAGCUUGUUCUAGCUCCAUCACUGUUAGUACUUGAAUUGAGGAGCCACAUAAAGAAAAAUGCUUGUGUUUGUGUGCAGGGAUUUGUAAUAAGGAUUUAAAUAUAUCUAUAGGAGUAAGUAGGGCCAAUGAGUCAUUUCUGUAGUUUUCAUCCUUGCUACACGGCCUUGCAAAUGACAGGACAAUAAGUGAUUCAGGUGGGUAACUAACUGUUCACAGUUACAUGAAGUAAUUUUUACAGAAGUGCAAUCUUUUUCUUAAAACUAUAGGAACAAUAUUUUGUACAUCUGAAGAAAUAUUUUUAGAUUUUUUCUUAACAAAAUGUGUGCAAACACAUAUUUAAUGAAUCUAAUUUAAAAUUUUGAUUGCAUAAUAUUUUACAUAAAACGCUGACUGAUGAAUGUAAUUUAAACAGCUGUCCCAUAAUCUAAUAUAGUUUUUUCCAACCUUGGUCCUCCAGAACUCAUAUCAUUCAGAUAAAAAAAGGCUUGAACCUCAGUCAAGAAAGUAACUUGAGAAAAUAUCUCACACAAAUCCAUUAUUUAGUUCAGGUAGCGAUAGACAAGAGGGAGAAUGAAGCACAUUCAGACUUGAAUUCUGUUGUUAUACCUUUACAAUAAAAUAAUGCUGACCUAUAUGGUAUUUCUGGAAACAGAGGGAUUUAAAGUUUAAUAUAUUUUGGUUUGGUUUUUUUACAGUGAAUUGGUAUUUAGUUGAUUUGAUUGAUAGAUAAUAGAUUUUAUAAAUGACAUAUUUGUUAAGAAAAUGUGAUGUAAAAUAGUAAUAUACAACAUACAAGUACAGGUAUAGAUGAAAAAUGUAUUUGUAGACCUGCAAUGCAAGAGAUUGAAUUUAUUAGAUUUGUGUGAGAUACAAGCUGUUAACUGUUAAUGCCCCCAAAUAUAUUAAACUUCAAAGCCCUCUGUUAA
Messenger RNA from Thamnophis sirtalis, 6161 nucleotides. Its product is annotated as alpha-1,6-mannosyl-glycoprotein 4-beta-N-acetylglucosaminyltransferase. Gene Ontology annotation, biological process: protein N-linked glycosylation. The record is from RefSeq and is a predicted model, not a curated record. Lineage: Eukaryota; Metazoa; Chordata; Lepidosauria; Squamata; Natricidae. Gene Ontology annotation, molecular function: acetylglucosaminyltransferase activity.